Molecule: messenger RNA, 726 nt
Organism: Olea europaea var. sylvestris
Lineage: Eukaryota; Viridiplantae; Streptophyta; Magnoliopsida; Lamiales; Oleaceae
Exons: 2
Coding region: 1-726 (241 amino acids)
Source: RefSeq, a predicted model, not a curated record
AUGACCGCUCUUUGGGAGAAAUUUUUCAGGCUGAAACAGGGAUUUCGUUGGUGGAAUCGACAUGUAUUUGGAGAUAUUUUCCAACGGGUGUGGGAAGCUGAGGUAGGGUUUGAUGAGACUGAGAUACUAUAUGAUAGAGACCCUACACCGGAGCAUUGUGACUUACUACAUCAUGCUCAGGCAGUUUUGAACCGAAUCUUGUCUAUUGAGGAGGGUUUUUGGAAGCAAAAGGCCAGCUCAUGUUGGGUAUGUGAAGGAGAUCACAAUACUCGAUACUUCCAUACGAUGGUUCAGGGUCAUCGGAUCAGAUCACGUAUGAAGUCUAUCAGGACACAGGCAGGGAAAGUUUUAGCCACUCCGAUUGAUAUUCAGACUUCAGCUAUGGCAUUCUACCAGAACAUUCUAUCUGCUUCACCACAAUCUUUGGACCCCAUUCGUCCAGAUAUCAUUCCCAGGCUUUUAACGGUGGAUGAUAAUAUGGAACUAAAUUGUCCCCCUUUGAUUCAUGAGGAGGAUGUUUACAUGGUAGUAUUGGAUUUUUUUUAUGGUGGUCAUCUUCCUCGAGGUUUUUCAGCUACUACUAUUGUCUUGUUCCUGAAGAAGGAUGUUGCUUGUAGAUGGACCGAUUUCAGACCCAUCAAUUUAUGUACGGUGUUCAACAAGCUUAUUACUAAGCUUCUGAACACUCGAUUGAGUGCAUUGCUACCACGCAUUAUCUCUCCAUAG